UUUAUAUACCAACCUGACUUUGUCCUUCAUACACCAGCUGCCCGGUCCACACCGCAAGUCGCCGACUCUGAUCCAGAGCAGAAUGACGUAUCAGUGCUUCACCAAUUUUGGUGGGAUCUAAACUCACAGACCACGGCUGGAGCUGAUGGUGCCGAACGAAGGACAGAAUCUACAGUUCAAGCAACAACAGCCUGCUUGUUAGCCUGUUCAGGACAACGGGGUCUGACCAUUGAGAGUAAAGAGACGGAUUCGGGUAAUGAUCUACAAUCGACCACCUUACAGACGAUGAAAAAUUGUCCCACAAAAGUCGUCAUUCGCCGGCUGCCCCCCAAGCUGACAGACGCGGAAUUUCGUCAAAUUGUAGAUCCAUUGCCACCACACACGUAUUUCCGGUUUUGUUCCCCGGACCCCACUCUGGGCAAUCUUGGUACGGCGAGAGCUUACAUUACGUUCUGUGAUAUUGAUGCUUUGUUUGACUUCAAAGAACGUUUUGACGAUUACGUUUUCGUGGACUCAGAAGGUAACGAGUCAUAUGGCUUAGUUGAGUUCGCAAUUUGUCAAACUUUGGCCACAACCAAGGAAACAUCCACAGGCAAACGAUCAGAGAAGUUCGAUAAAAAGCAGGGAACCCUUAACGAGGAUCCCGAUUUCCAGGAGUUUUUGAAAACAAUACAGCCACCAGAGAACGCCACGGAAGCCUCGGAAAAUGAACCGAAGAAGACGCCCUGGGAAACGAUUUUAGAGGACAUCCAAGCGCGCGAGUCAGCCAUAGAUAAGAAUUUAGUGAAUACGCCUUUGCUUGCAUACUUGAACCAACGCGAGUUGGAAAACAAAAGGAGGGAUGAAGACUCGAUACGACACAGAAAACCAUUCAAACAGCACCCGGGUAGUGCACGGAAAAGUUCUAGAUGCGUAGACCAAGGCCCACCACCGACCCCACCACCAAGUUCAACUCGUCCUCCACCAACAGGUUCGCGUCGUCCAACCGAGGCCAAACGCGCUUCUGCAUCGGUGCAGUCUUCACGAGACCCUGAAUACCAUGGUAGCGGCGGCUCACGAAUCGAUGAAGAACUAGUCGGUACCCAAAAGACAAGCAAAGACGGGAAACAUCCGGGAAAGCCAGUUAUAGAUGUGGAGGAGUUUCCUGCAAUGCAGGGAUCGCAGCAAUCCCUAUCAAAAUAUCCCCUGGGAUCUUGGUCUGACCGUUCACCCGCUUGGACAGGUAGUCAACCCACUUUGGAAAGGGGCGAUACAAAAUUGAAAUCCAGUUCUAAGGAUACGAAACCAUCACAUGUGGGAACGGACCUGGAAUCAGCGAAUCGCGAGGCCGCACAAAGCUCAGUACGUUCUGUAUCCACCACCUCUAUAGACCGAUCGGUGAGCGAAUCGGAUUCCAUGACCUUCGUGGAAUCAAACACUACAUCCGACUUUUCUCCACAUCUUCGUGAUUCUGGAUGUCGGGGGAGGCGAUCUACUUAUUACGCCGCUCGUUCCCAGUCUGGAUUCACCAGUCAUUCACGAAAACCUGGGGGAAAGCCCUCUAGAGGACGGCGAGAUUCCGAAAGUAGUGGUGGCGUACCUGGCCAGCGUGCUGCCAGCCCGGACCUGGACAUCCCCACCGAAUAUGACCGUGGGGGAGGCCAGUCUUCCCGCGGGCGUCGUGGCGGUGGGAGUCGGUCCAAUAACUCUGCGGCUGAUUUCGAUCCUUAUUCGGGCUACACACGGGGUAGUGGCUACCGAGGCAGUCAUCAGACUUUUCGGAAUACCGGUUCGAGCCGCAGCUCUGACUAUAACGAGUGUUCCUAUGGACCGGGUACCCAUUCAGAGCAUGGAAGUUCACAUUCUCGCAGGAGUGGGAGUUCCAAUCCCUCAACAACAUCCCGAGCUCGGGGUGGUGGGUCUCGUUGGCAGUCUGGACACCCUCAUAAGGGCAGCGGUUGGACACACAAUUGAUUCUUUUACAAUCAAAAUCCUGUUAUGCUUCAGUUUAAUGUUCCUAAAUUUUUCCAACUUCAUCCUUGUACUCCACUCGGUUGCAAUACGAAUUCG
Molecule: messenger RNA, 2049 nt
Organism: Opisthorchis viverrini
Lineage: Eukaryota; Metazoa; Platyhelminthes; Trematoda; Opisthorchiida; Opisthorchiidae
Exons: 7
Biological process (GO): positive regulation of translation; nuclear-transcribed mRNA catabolic process, nonsense-mediated decay
Cellular component (GO): cytoplasm; nucleolus
Molecular function (GO): mRNA binding
Source: RefSeq, a predicted model, not a curated record